Molecule: messenger RNA, 1860 nt
Organism: Gastrolobium bilobum
Lineage: Eukaryota; Viridiplantae; Streptophyta; Magnoliopsida; Fabales; Fabaceae
Product: hydroquinone glucosyltransferase-like
Exons: 1
Coding region: 293-1738 (481 amino acids)
Molecular function (GO): UDP-glycosyltransferase activity
Source: RefSeq, a predicted model, not a curated record
UAAUUUUCACCACCCACUAAAACAUAAAACCGGCAACUUAAAUAACUAAAUAACUAACUUUUCCGCACCUAAUAACCAUAUACACAUUUAUAAUUGAAUGCAAUGCAUGAAAAAAAAUUAAUACCUAAAAUAAAUGUUUAAUAUUAAAUGAAAUGUUUCCCAGCCCCCAGUACUCCCUUGUAAAACCCUCCAUGUCUCACUUCAUUACUCCAUCAAUACUUCAAAACCGAAUUUGCUAGAGCAACCAAAUACACGAAACCACAUACCCUUACUACUAUUAUUUUAAGUUUCAAUGGAACAUCAACCAUCUCUAACCUCAAAACAAGAACUACCACCUAUAGUGGCCACGAUGCCAAGUCCUGGCAUGGGACAUCUGAUCCCAAUGAUUGAGUUCGCAAAGAGACUAAUCCGCCACCAAGACCUUGCCGUCACAUUUGUCAUCCCCACCGUCGAUGGUACUCCCUCCAAGGCUCAAACCACCGUCCUUCGCUCCCUGCCUAACACCAUUUCCCACAUCUUCCUCUCUCCAGUGUCCCUCUCUGACCUCCCACCAGACACCAAAAUCGAACCUCUCAUCUCUCUCACUGUGGUCCGCUCCCUCCCUUCUCUCCGCCACUACCUCCUCUCCCUCGCUGCCACCCACCACAUCUCAGCCCUCGUCGUCGACCUCUUCGGAACCAACGCCUUCGUCGUUGCCGGAGAACUAAACGUCCCUCCAUACGUCUACAUGCCUUCCACUGCCAUGUGUUUGUCCUUCGCCCUUUACCUUCCCCUUCUCGACCAACAAGUUCAGUGCGAGUUCAGAGACCUUCCUGAACCGGUCAACAUCCCCGGUUGUGUUCCGGUUCAUGGGAAGGACUUAUUGGACCCGGUUCAGGACCGAACCAAUGAUGCCUACAAAUGGUUCCUCCACCAUGCCAAGCGGUAUAGUUUAGCAAAGGGGAUAAUAGAGAAUAGCUUCUUAGAGCUAGAACCAGAGGCUAUCAAGUUUUUACAAAAGGACGAACCUGGUAGACCGCCGGUCUACGCGGUUGGACCGCCGGUGAAUGAUGACAAUCCUCAAACCGGGGACGAAGAGUGUUUAAGGUGGUUGGAUGAGCAACCACGUGGCAGUGUCAUAUUCAUCUGUUUCAGUAGUGGUGGGACCCUUUCUAGUGCUCAGAUAGAUGAACUUGCUUUGGGGUUGGAAAUGAGUGAGCAAAGGUUUUUAUGGGUUGUGAAGAGCCCAAAUGAUAAGGUUGCAAAUGCUUCUUAUUUCAUUGCUGAUAGUCACAGUGAUCCUUUUGAUUUCUUGCCAAAAGGGUUCGUUGAAAGAACUAAAGGGAGGGGUUUAGUGGUGCCAUCUUGGGCCCCACAGGCUCGGGUCUUGAGCCAUGGGUCCACCGGGGGGUUCUGGACCCAUUGUGGUUGGAACUCAAUACUUGAGAGUGUGGUGAAUGGGGUACCUUUAGUUGCAUGGCCACUGUAUGCGGAGCAAAAGAUGAACGCUGUUUUGGUUACCCAAGACGUUAAAGUUGCAUUGAGACCUAAGGUUGGUGAGAAUGGGUUGGUGGAAAGGCAAGAAAUUGCUACAGUUGUGAAGAUGCUAAUGGAAGGUGAGGAAAGGAAGAAGCUUCGUUUUCGAAUGAAGGAACUUAAAGAGGCAGCUGCCACAGCUGUCGGGGAAAAUGGGUCUUCAACAAAACAAAUCUCCAAGUUGGCUCUCAAAUGGAAGGGCCAAAGAACUGUAUCCAGAUGAAGUUUCCUUUCAUUUAUUCUCUUUCUCACUCUUUUUGCUUUUCUGUUUUUAUUUAUUUAUUAUUUUUUUACCUUUUUUGCACAAUAAAUCCAUGGUGUGCAUUAGGGUUUAGGAUUUAGAUU